Molecule: messenger RNA, 8303 nt
Organism: Myiozetetes cayanensis
Lineage: Eukaryota; Metazoa; Chordata; Aves; Passeriformes; Tyrannidae
Gene: FRS2
Product: fibroblast growth factor receptor substrate 2
Exons: 7
Coding region: 274-1800 (508 amino acids)
Biological process (GO): cell surface receptor protein tyrosine kinase signaling pathway
Cellular component (GO): cell-cell junction; cytoplasm
Source: RefSeq, a predicted model, not a curated record
GCCGGGCAGGGUCCGGCCCAGAGCGCGGCCCUGUCGCUGCCGCGGUCGGAGGCGCAGCCGUGCCCCGGCCCGACGCGGGGCCGCCGUCUCGCCCGUCACAGGCGGCCCGGCCCGGCGGCCGGCGCGGGGCUCAUGGCCAAGUUCUAGGUCAAAUGAUUCGUUCUGUGACAAGACAUCAUGACACUUUGAGUAUGACAGAAGCCCUGAUGCUGCAGCAGAGGCUGGGAAUAUUAAUGGCCAAAUCUAGAGAUCAGAUGGUCUUCUAAAGAAGUCAUGGGUAGCUGUUGUAGCUGUCCAGAUAAAGAAACUGUCCCAGAUAACCACCGAAACAAGUUUAAGGUUAUUAAUGUGGAUGAUGAUGGUAAUGAACUGGGUUCUGGCAUAAUGGAACUUACAGAUACAGAAUUGAUUUUGUACACCCGUAAAAGGGACUCUGUAAAAUGGCACUACCUCUGUCUCCGUCGCUAUGGCUAUGACUCAAAUCUUUUCUCUUUUGAAAGUGGUCGAAGGUGUCAAACUGGACAAGGAAUCUUUGCCUUUAAAUGUGCCCGGGCAGAAGAGCUAUUUAACAUGUUACAAGAGAUAAUGCAGAAUAAUAGCAUAAAUGUAGUAGAAGAACCAGUAGUAGAAAGGAAUAAUCAUCAAACUGAAUUGGAAGUUCCAAGAACCCCUCGAACACCUACCACUCCUGGGUUCAAUGCACAAAGUUUACCUAAUGGCUAUCCCAGAUACCCAUCUUUUGGAGAUGCUUCAUCACAUCCUUCCAGCAGACAUCCUUCUGUCGGAAGUGCACGCCUCCCCUCUGUCGGUGAAGAAUCAACACAUCCUUUACUUGUAGCAGAAGAGCAAGUGCACACUUACGUCAACACUACUGGAGUACAAGAAGAAAGAAAAAAUCGAUCGAGUGUGCAUGUGCCACUGGAAUCAAAGCUUUCAAACACUGAAAUAACUAAAGUGAAAGAAGAUCAGAUGUGUACUGAUGACAGAGAUGCUCAGGUUCUCCUGGAGCCUGAAGGAGUCAAAUUUGUUUUAGGACCAACACCUGUUCAAAGGCAGUUAAUGGAAAGAGAGAAACUGGAGCAACUUGGGAGAGAUCAAGUUAGCGGCAGCAGCACAAACAACACUGAAUGGGACACUGGGUAUGACAGUGAUGAACGUAGAGAAACACCAUCUGGUAAUAAACUGGUGUAUGAAAAUAUAAAUAGGUUAUCAAUCCCUAGUGCCUCAGGGGUCAGGAGAGGUCGCUUGACAUCAACCAGUACCUCAGACACCCAGAACAUUAACAACUCUGCUCAGAGGAGAACUGCGCUGUUGAACUAUGAGAACUUGCCAUCCUUGCCUCCUGUUUGGGAAGCCCGCAAGCUGAGUAGAGAUGAAGAUGACAGUUUAGGACCAAAGACCCCAUCUCUGAAUGGCUACCACAAUAACCUAGAUCUAAUGCAUAAUUAUGUCAAUACAGAGAAUGUAACAGUACCACCAAGUGCUCAUAAAGUAGAAUUUACACGACGUCGGGACUGUACGCCAACAGUCUUUAACUUCGACAUUAGGCGUCCAAGUUUAGAACACAGGCAGCUCAACUACAUACAGGUUGACUUGGAAGGUGGUAGUGACUCUGACAACCCUCAGACUCCAAAAACCCCCACCACUCCACUUCCGCAGACGCCAACCAGGCGCACAGAGCUGUAUGCUGUGAUAGACAUUGAAAGAACUGCUGCUAUGUCAAGCUUGCAAAAAGCACUGCCCCGAGAUGAUGGUACUUCUAGGAAAACUAGACAUAACAGUACUGACCUGCCUAUGUGAGCCUGGGAAGCAUUGAAUCAUUUGCACCUUUUGUGAAGUUUAUAACAUUGAAGAUGCGAGUACUUUGCAUUUCUUAACACUAAUGCCUUUUAUAGACUAAUAGAACUUCUUCUGCAUACUUCAUGUACUUGUCUAACUAAAGGGAAUUAAUGUAGAGCAAGUAUUCAUCUAGGUAACACUAUUUCAUUCUACAGUAGAAGUAAUUACUGCAUAGCAGCAUCACCACCUUUCACAGUGCCUCUUUAAUUGAUUAGAGUCUGAGUGACAUGCUGGUUUUGAAUUUAUAAAUAUUCUGGUCUGGUGCCUAUACUCAUUAAUGGCAUUUAUAACACUUUUUAAAGCCUCUUGAUAUGUGCAUUAUUGGCAGGUAAACCUAAUCUUUCAAUAUACAUAUCUUAUGUUCAUUUCUCAUUGAAGUGGUUCCUCCAGAAUGAAAUGUAUGUAAUACGCUAAUUCACUCAGUUUGACUCACACAAGAUACAUUGGUUCAUCUCAAGGAAUAUAAACACCACACCUUUUUUGUCUGUGGGCAAGAAGGCCUCUAAUUCCUGACGGUUUUCUCAACUUGUGUGAUUUUUGAGAGGUCACAUUGAUGCUCGUUGAUCAGAGCUAUAAACACAUCUAAAUCCAGCCUUAAGCUCCUUCCGCUAGAAUAGAAUUCCAAGUCGCAUAUCAAAUUCCCUGUGAAAUCUGGCAAAAUUGUAAUCCCAUUAGCGUUUUGGGUUUUUUUUGUGAAGGAAUUCACAGGUGGGCUGUAUGAAUUAAGGCUCUCUUGUCAUUUCUUAGUUCAGUGUCCUUUCCUUUCUUUGCAUUUGUAUGUUUCUUUUUUAUUUGUUCCAUAAUGUCUUGUUUUAAAAGUCAAAAUUUUGUACAUAGCUUUAAUUAUUGUUCAGGGUCGUAUAUGUGUUUGUCUUACUCUCUGCAUUUGACAAAGAAAGACUCUUGAAGGUCAAAUAGUUGUCUUUUGUCCAGUGUUCUACUUUUUUAUGCCUGACAGAAAUAUCCCAGCUCUCCAGCAGCAUGCAUUAUUGCACAACUGGAAAGGUUUAUUAUGCAGUUAUUGUCUUCCUCUAAAGCAUCAAACACAGGUUACACGGGAGGCAGGGUACUGGACUUGAUAGUUCUUUAUAGAAAGUUGUACAUUCUAGCAGUGUGCAUCCAUAGGUGAUAGUGUACUUUAAUUUAGAAAGAUAUGUAGUAAAUUAUCUGAAGGUAGUAUUAUCUACAAGCAUAAUUCUUUUCCUUUUGCAGUUGGUGAAUUUGGUCACAACGAUGGCUGCUCAGUGUUACAGGUACAUCCAGGUAGAAUGUUCUUCGUUGAAUACGCCAGAUGCACCCUUAGAAGUUUUUAUUUUGUUUAGUUUAUUAAUACUCUGAAUAAUCUUAGAAUUCUGGCAGUAUUGCAGGCGCACCUUGGUACUAGCAGUAGAAGAGAUUGCUCUUGAGCCUGUAAUUGCAAAGGAACUGACACUUGUGUGAACUGGUAUGAUGUAAAAUAACCCCUGAACUGUGAGGAAAAAUAUGCACGAAAAGCCAUUCGGAGAUCCGGAAAAGCAUUAAGGGUCUUCAUGCAAUAUUUGAAUUGAAGUUUUAUAAAAAAAAAACCUAGUUGUUUUCAGUCUUUUAAAUUGGUGUGUAUUUCUGUUCCUCUUUUUCCUUUGGUCUUCUCUUGUUUAGUAGUGGCAGCAGUAGUAGCACCUGAAAUACAUGUCUUGCCACACCAUUAGCUGUUAUCAGGCAACCUUUUCACUCUGACUUUCAUUAUUUUUUACAGACUGUAUGGUACUGAAAUACCAGAUGCACAAAGACCAUAAUUUGCAGAAGUAAAAGAUGGGAGUCACUGAGACCAUUAUGAGGAACUUAAAUGAAAUUUAAGAAAAAAAAUCAAUCCUCAUUAAUGAUUUCGUGAUCAGCCUCUGCAUAUUCUUGUGAUAGGCUUGCUGACUUGGUACUCAGAAAGGUAAUGACUACCUAAAGCUAGGCAUUUUACAGGUCUGCAGUCUCUUGAAAGGAGCCAGGUGGGGGUCAGCCUCUUCUCCAAGGCAACUAAUGAUGGGACAAGAGGACAUAGUCUUGAGCUGCACCAGGGCAGGUUUACAUUGAACAUUAGCACGAAAUUCUUCACAGAAAGUACAAGUAGACAUUGGAAUGGGCUGCCCAGAGAGGUGGUGGAGUCACCAUCCCUGGAGGUGUUUAAGGAAAGACUGAAUGUGGCACUGAGUGCCAUGGUCUAGUUGACGAGGUGGUGUUUGGUCAUAGGUUGAACUAGAUGAUCUCAGAGGUCUUCUCCAACUUAAUUGAUUCUGUGAUUCUGUAAGUGUUCCCACACAUCUUUGCCAUUGCCUCACCUUAUGCUAUGGACCGGUCUUGGUCUGUACUGAAGAGAAAUUACCAUACAUUGCAAAAUACUUCCUGGGUUAAUAAUACUGGUGUGAUUCUUGCUCUUAGUGUAUAGCUCACUAAAGUUUGUGAGCUGAACUAACGCUUCAGCCUGUGUUUUGAGACAAACGUCUUCGAUCUAACUAGCUGCUUAGAAAUAUUUGGUCCUCAACUGUACAGUUUGGACAAAUUAUUUGGACCUUAAAAACACACCUGUGAGGCAGGGAAGUAAUAUUCUUAACUGCCAAAUAUAGAAACAGGUUUCAGGUAAAUUGUAAGUGACCUGCUGAAAUUUCAACAACCAGGCAUAUCUCUCCUUAGUUCCAGUGCACUGUCCUAUGCGUUUAGUCUCAGUAGUUUCAGAUAAAAGGAAUGGUCUGAGAAUUUUUUUAUCUUGUUGCAAGUUUCACAGUGUUUUCCUAGCUCUGGUCCCCAGAAUUGAGAACAUACUGAAAUUUCAAUUUUUGUAGCCUUAAUUAUACUAACAAGUCUGAUGACAUACUUUCCAAGACUACUUUUUUAACCUCUUACUUUUUACAGGUGGGAUAAUGCUUUCUCUUUUUGUGUAUGCUGCAAACAUAGAGUAGUCCCUGUUACCCACACUACUCAUCUUUAGCAUUCCUUUUUUUCUGCCCCUUGAAGUAGAUGCAGUUGCAAUGCACUUUACCCUUUUAGACUUGGUAAAAAUAUUUUUUUAAAUUUUUCUUUUAAAGGCUGUGAUGUUAGAUUUAGUUUCUGUAAUCUAGGAUUCAGUUUUCAUCUGAAAUCUCUCCACAGUAUUUAGAUCAUAUUUAUUUUGGGCCCACAGGUAUAUAGACCGAGAAACUACAAUGAUUGGGGAAAGACAGACAUUAGUGUAUCUUUUAAACACGGAAACUGAGUGGGUAAAAAAGAUGAAAUGGUGACCAAAACUACAUAAUAAAGAUUGUACUAGAAAUACAGGCAGUGAGAAUUUAAUCCAUUGUUAUAUCAGGAAAAUAAUCUUUUGUUUCCUCCAGUAAAUACAUUUUGCAUGUGACAAGGGUUGAAUGUGAUGGUGUGCAUUGAAGCACUAUUUCUGUUCCUUAUAAAGUCUGCAGAGCUUUUAUAGAAAACUUAAGUGUUCGAGGAGACAUUUCAUAUAAUAAAUUGCUUAAAUCCCCCUGUUGUGUGUGUCCCCAUCCCCAGAUGUUUGGAUAUUUGUGUGUGUGUUUACACCUCUGACUGGAGCUUGGGUGUAAAAAAGGUCACAGAAAUGUGUAAGCUGUACAAAGUCCAAAAGAGUGUCAGAGCUGCUUUGGUAUGUGACAGACCAGCAGUUGAUUUUGCUAGUUUUAUAACAGUAUGUAUUGGCUCAAAAUCUGGCUGUCCUUGCUUUUGUUUAAUAUUUAACCACGUCUCAAUGAGACAGAGUUAGGAGAGAGCAGAUUGUUUUUAUUCAUUGUUGGUGAAGUAAAAAUGGAAGUUCUGAUUAACGUCAGUUACUACUUUGAGCAUAUAACGAUGUAUCUGAUUUGGACCUCUAUUUCUAAGCAGUAUUCUCUUCAUGUAAGGUGGGAUCAAUGGUGAAGUUCAAUUUCCACACUGUACUAAUUUAUUUAAUGGAUGCAAAUAAGAUGCAACUGACGGAGUAGGAACUGUAGUGGACUUAAAUCUGAAAUUCUUCUAUUUCCCCUAAAGGAGUUCGGUCCUUCAGUGUGAUAAAUAGAAGUAGGUGUUUUUGGAAUUUAAUGAUACGAUAUUUCCCAUCUCCUCCUUGAGGUAGCAAUUCAGGCAUUCAUAUUGACAGUAUUUACUUAAUAUAAACCUAAGUUCAUUUAUUAUAUGUUUAUUUUAAAUUCAUGUACACUCCAAGAAAAAAGGUCCAGAAGAAAUUCCACCACAAAAAACUGCGUUAAGAUGGAGUCAAGUUUGUUGAUGUCCUUCUUACAGAGCAUAUACGAAAAAGACAGGAAGUCAUGAGUUGAGGUUCUUUCACAAUCUUUAGGAAUUAUUUCCUCUUUUGGAAAAGAAAGUGCAUCAGAAGAAAAAAAAAAAAAGAAAAAGAGAGCCUAGCAUCUGCAACUCCGACCAUGCAUACAUUAUUUCUUGUGUUACUGUGCUAUAAGGUAUGUUACUAAGUCUGUCAGAUGUCUUAGGAGGAUAUUACCCUAACGCAGUGUUUACUCCAGAUUAACGCAGUAUUUUGUUUGGAAAUAUGUAGGUGUACAGAUAGAAUAAGAGAGAUAAAGUGGAUGAAACAAGGGUUGGACAUUUCUAUAUUUUUAUAUAUUAUGAAGGGCAUUUUUGAAAUUUUUCUUGCAGUUUUAGUAAUUAUUUAGCGUGGUAAUAUACAUAUAUUGUGACAGCGUUUUCUGCUAUAUCCAUUACUUUGGUGUAAUUCUGUUUUAUGUAGCAAAUAUGUGUAUAUACAAAGGAGAUUAUGUAAAAAUUAUGAUUAAAAAAAUAGGCUGAAGCCCUUCAGAAUAGGGACCGUCUUCCUCUGUGUCUGCAAAGUACUGAAUGCCUUGGGGUCUCAGCCAGAGCUCGUGUCUGAGACCCAUGGUGACCGAAUUGCCAAGCGAUGAGUUAGGGGGAAGCAGCUCCUCUACUUCCCAUGAGAAGCCUUAGUGCAAAAGGUGCCAUGAAGCUUACCUUGCCAAUCCCUGGUGCUGGGGCUGUGCUGUUCAUGGUCAUUCCCAACACCACCUGCCAAGCAACCCCGAGAGCCCAGAGUCCAUGUAUGCUUUGCUCUGGUCCUUCCCUUUGGCAGUAGGAAAGGAAGUCUGAGAAGGAGGUUUGGUGUCAUCAGGGAAUCUUCCUUGUUAGCAGGGUGACCCUUCCAGAGCUCAUUGGGUCCGCAUGCAGCGUCCUUUGAAGCUGAACAAAUGACUGAUGUUGACUUCAAGGGCCACUGGAUGUGUUCCUACAAGAUCAAGUUCUGCUGACAGCUCUGUUACACCUGAAGACCUGGUGUCAGGUUCUUCAGGAAUGGUCUAAAAAUACUGUAAAAAUAUAAAUAUAUUUAAUUACAUGUACUGAAAAACAAAUCAUGUUUGUUGUGGUCAGAGUUCAGAUAAUUACAGGAAUUUUGAUUUCUUGGUCAUACUUGCAUAUAUAUUGUUUUGACUGUUGUGUAUGAAAGAGGAAGUGAUUCUAAAGUGUGUGAAAGGUUGGGGUUACACCUGUUUUUUAAUGGCCAUGUUAUUUAGGAAUGUAUGUCAGCGAAUUUAAGUCCAUAAUAAUGCAGUUUUUUGCAUUAGAACAUGUGUGUAUAUCAUACACCCACAUUUUAUAUAUAAAAUAUAUUUGGUACUAACUUUGUAUUUUCCCUGGAAUUUUGCCAAAUUGCAAACACAGAUGUUCUCACUUGUAAGACUUUGGUACUUAACUGAAUGUAUAAGAAAUGCUCUGGUAUGAAAGGAAAGAGUGUUAUAUGGUGUCCCACAGUACAGGGACUUGACCAGCAGGCACGUUGCCUUUCUCACAUCUCGCUUCAUUGCAGCAUCACCUUUGGUCUCCUCAGAAGCAGUUCUGUGUCUCAGCCAAACUGCAGACAGCUGAAUACUGCCCUAGCAUGAAAGCUGACUGGUAGGUAGUAAGAAUACAGUAGUCACCAGUGUGCCACAAAUGCAUUUAUUAAAUGCAGAAAUAGACAUUUCUAGAAAGGCCAAAAUCUUAUGUUGUAUGUUCCUUUCUUGUCAUUACAUUGUAUCAUAUUGUAAGAUUAUUGUAUGUCCUAAUUUGCAUUAUAAAAUGUUUUUUCCUACUUAAAGGCAUAAAUAUAGCAACUUUGUAUAAAGGUAGCUUUCUAGAUUUUUAUUUCUUUUAUAUGAAAAAGUCUAAACAGUGGGAGUACCAUUGCCAAAUUGUUUAUAAAAUUUCAAGUAAUUUUCCCUGUUAAAUGAAUUUGUUUUUACAAACAUUCCGUAUUUCUUAUACUAUGCAGAAAGAGUGUAUUUUUAUGUCAUUCCACAUUAAUCUUAAAAAAUUAAUUUCACUUGUUUUAAGCUGCCAUUAUUGAGAAAGCUUACCAAAUGUGCAUUUUUAAAAAAUGUGUUAUGUAUUAUGACAACAUUUUUUCCCCCUUUACCAGUGCCAACUUCAUUUGAAAAAAAAGAAAUAAAUUGUAGCAUGGCAAUAAACUAUUGAUUUUACAUUAAAAA